Uloborus diversus is the source of this 2149-nucleotide messenger RNA. Its product is annotated as cathepsin L-like. Gene Ontology annotation, cellular component: lysosome. The coding region runs from base 74 to 1414 and encodes 446 amino acids. Gene Ontology annotation, molecular function: cysteine-type endopeptidase inhibitor activity; cysteine-type endopeptidase activity. The transcript has 12 exons. The record is from RefSeq and is a predicted model, not a curated record. Lineage: Eukaryota; Metazoa; Arthropoda; Arachnida; Araneae; Uloboridae.
AGAAAGUAAGCAAAUGUGCGUUGUAGUUAAAAAAGCUUCAUAAGUCCUUAAAAUUCGAGCUUUUUACACAAAUAUGAGGUGCCUUAUUUUCGUGGCACUAUUUGCCAUUGCAUUUGCUGUUGGGGGUUGGAAAGAAGUGUCUGUAGAAGAUGAAAGAGUUGUAAAUGCUGCAAAAUUUGCAACAAAAUCCCUUUCCCAGCGAAUGAACUCCCCAUAUCAUGCAAAAUUGUCUAGUUUAAACAAGGCUAAAAGACAGAUAGUUGCUGGAGUAAAUUAUGAACUUCAUAUAACUAUUGGUUAUACUACCUGUAAGAAAUCAGAACUAGAUUAUAAUGAAGUUGAAAAAUGUGACUUCCAAAAGAAUUCAUUCAAAGAUUGCAAAGUUAAACUGUUUCAUAAUCUUCAAGGAAAAUAUGAAGUUAAACAUUUCGAUUGUUCCCCUACCACGAGUGAUGAAGGUGUACAAAAUUCAUAUCAUGAAUAUGCUGAGGAAUUGUUGUUUGAAGAUUUUAUUGCAAGACACAAUAAGUUGUAUCUAGAUGACAAAGAAAAACUUGCAAGAUUUAAAAUUUUCCAAAAGAAUUUGGACAAGAUCAAAUUCCUUAAUGAUCAUGAACGUGGAACUGCUAGAUAUGGAGUCACUAAAUUUGCAGACUUGACAGAGGAAGAAUUUAAAAAACAUGCUCUAGGGCUAAGACCAGACCUCCAGACCAAUGAAGAAAUGAAAAAGGCAGCUAUCCCCAAAAUUUCUAUCCCAGAUUCUUAUGACUGGAGAGAUCAAAAAGUAGUCAGUGAAGUGAAAGAUCAAGGUCAAUGUGGAUCAUGCUGGGCUUUCUCAACCACUGGAAACAUUGAAGGACAGUGGGCAAUCAAAAAGAAGAGUUUAGUUUCUCUGUCUGAGCAAGAACUUGUUGACUGUGAUAAACUUGAUCAAGGUUGCAAUGGUGGGCUGCCUAGCAAUGCUUACAAAGAAAUUAUGAGAUUAGGUGGUUUGGAAAAGGAAACUGAUUAUCCUUAUGAAGCUGAAGGUGAAAAGUGUGCAUUUAAAAAAGGAGAGGUGAAAGUUUACAUCAAUGACUCUGUCACAAUUUCCAAAAAUGAGACAGAAAUGGCUCAGUGGUUGGUGAAAAAUGGACCUAUUUCCAUCGGAAUAAACGCCAAUGCCAUGCAAUUUUAUUAUGGUGGUAUUUCUCAUCCAUGGAAAUUUCUCUGUGAUCCUGGUAACUUAGAUCAUGGAGUCUUGAUUGUUGGAUAUGGUGUUCAUACUUACCCCAUUUUCAAAAAGACUUUGCCUUUCUGGAUUAUUAAGAACAGCUGGGGAGCAAGUUGGGGAGAACAAGGAUAUUACAGAGUCUACAGAGGUGAUGGAACAUGUGGUGUGAACCAGAUGGCCACCUCUGCUGUGGUAGAUUAGAUGACAGCCAAAAAUCUUUUCAGCAAACUUUGAUUGAAGUAUUGACUUGAUUCAAAAAUCUUGACAGCAGGCUGUGAAGUUUUGGCUAGGUUGAAAAGUGUUAUCUGCUGAUUAAAUAUGUCUUUGAAUAUUUUAAUUGCAGUCAUUGCAACUACUCAAUCACCAAACAUUAAUCCUUUGCUGCUAAUCAUAUACUUUGAUUACUGAGUUUUUAACUGUUAUAAGAUUAUAGAUUAUAGAUUUAAAAAAAAAAAAUUUUUAACUCUUGUGCUUUCAGAAAGCAUUGCUCAACGCUGUGUAACUUAUAAAUGAAAGUCCUGUGCUGAACUACCUUCCUACUUUAUUUAUUGAUUAUUCAUUUAUCUGUGGCAACUUUUUUAUACAAUGCAGUCCUUUGAGGAUUUUUUAAGCUUAUUUAUGGUAGUAAAUGCUUAACUACAUACCCAAUUUAUAUAAUAAAUUGGGCUUGUUGUUUUUCCUGUGUAUUGUUAAAAAGUUAACCUAGCGUCUAAACUUUCAGGUAUAAAUCAUGAAGUUUUGUCCUUUUUGAGCCUAAGAAGAAAACUACCAUCUCCUAAACUUUGUUCAAUUUUUUUAUAAUACAGUGCUUUCACAUGAUUUAAUGAUCACUGUAAGUAUCAAUUUUAUGUGCAAUAAAAUUUAGAUUAUAUCUUCAAAAGUGUACUCCGUCAACUUUAAUGCUUCAGUUGUAUUUAAUAAAUGAUGUUUUGUUAA